Messenger RNA from Drosophila arizonae, 739 nucleotides. Its product is annotated as putative G protein-coupled receptor Mth-like 11. Gene Ontology annotation, molecular function: G protein-coupled peptide receptor activity. Lineage: Eukaryota; Metazoa; Arthropoda; Insecta; Diptera; Drosophilidae. Gene Ontology annotation, biological process: G protein-coupled receptor signaling pathway. The record is from RefSeq and is a predicted model, not a curated record. Gene Ontology annotation, cellular component: plasma membrane.
GAGAAUGAUAUUUGUUCUUAUUGUGCUCAGCGUUAUUAUCUCUGAGAUAUUAGGCGAUAUCCCCGGCUGUGAUUAUUUCGAUACAAUCGAUCUGUCAAAUAGCACACAAUUAUGGGACGGGUCGUAUGUGUUUAAGAACAUGAAAAUACCAAAUCUGGAUCCGUACACUAAUCGCGAUGAGCAAUGGAAUGGACAGUUGUAUAGAAAAUUUGAUGGUAGAGAUUUUGGGAAACAACAUUAUUGCAUGCAGCCAAAGAAAUCAAAGGAUGGUCGGUAUAGAAUACUGCCCCAUCAGUGCAAUAAACUGCAGGACAACACCGAUGCGUAUACUCAAAUAGUGUCGAUAUUCUUCAUGAUUAUGUUAAUCAUCGUCUACAUGUUGCUGUCCAAUUUAAAGUCUAUCCAUGGCAAAUGCUGCACCUGUUACUUCUCCUGCCUUACUGCCUUUAUGAUGACGUUCAACAACAUUGGCGUCGGUCAAAAGGUCCGGUUCGUGAGGUACAUCAUCGUUUGGAGUGCUGCUGCCGUCUUGGUGCUAGUUACAUUUCUGUUCGAUUAUCUUCAUGAAAUUAUGGGCAUUCCGAACAAUUUGAAACCUGGCAUUAGUCUAUAUAUCUGCUGGAUCAAUACAUUUGAUUGGUCAGCUAUGAUCUAUUACUAUGGACCGAUGCUCCUUCUGCUUCUAUUCAAUACUACGAUUUUUAUUAAAACAACAAAUCGAAUAGUUGUACAAAACUGA